Molecule: messenger RNA, 471 nt
Organism: Medicago truncatula (barrel medic)
Lineage: Eukaryota; Viridiplantae; Streptophyta; Magnoliopsida; Fabales; Fabaceae
Product: TMV resistance protein N-like
Exons: 1
Coding region: 1-471 (156 amino acids)
Biological process (GO): signal transduction
Source: RefSeq, a predicted model, not a curated record
AUGUCAAACAAUACUCCUCCUCAUUCAAAGUAUGAUGUUUUUGUAAGCUUUAGUGGCAAGGAAAUCCGUAGCGGCUUUCUUAGCCAUUUGGUUAAGGCUUUUUGUCAAAAGCAAAUAAAUGCUUUUGUUGAUGACAAACUUAAGAGGGGAGAUGACAUAUCAGAUUCACUUGGUGAAGCAAUCGAAGGAUCAUUCAUUUCAUUGAUCAUAUUCUCAGAAAACUAUGCUUGUUCACAUUGGUGUUUAAAAGAACUUGUGAAAAUAGUUGAGUGUAAAGAGAAAUAUGCACAAAUUGUAAUACCUGUUUUCUUCAGGGUAGAUCCUACAGAUAUACGACAUCAAAAAAGGAGUUAUGAAAAUGCAUUUGCUGAACAUGAAAAAAAGUAUAGCUCAUAUGAGGUGCAGAUGUGGAAACAUGCUUUGAAAAUAUCUGCUAAUUUGUCAGGAAUUACAUCAUCAAGUUUUCAGUAA